Penicillium chermesinum is the source of this 261-nucleotide messenger RNA. RefSeq lists its product as uncharacterized. The record is from RefSeq and is a predicted model, not a curated record. NCBI's taxonomy places the organism in Eukaryota, Fungi, Ascomycota, Eurotiomycetes, Eurotiales, Aspergillaceae. The annotation marks the transcript as partial. The transcript is spliced from 2 exons.
AACCCCCCUGCCAACGACGGAAAGCCCACCAAACCCGCGAAGCCCGAGCCCACUAAGCCUACCAAGCCCCACACUGAGUCUCCUCCGGAUGUUGAUGACGUGCCUGAUGUCGAUGACGACCUACCUGAUGUUGACGACCUGAAGAACAAGGGAGGCAAGGAUGCCGCUGCCCCUGCUCUUCUGGGCACGGAUCUGAUGGGCCUUCUGAAUGGUCUGAAAAAUGCCAACCAGGCUGAACUUGCGUCGGGUCCAUCGGAUUGA